This is a messenger RNA of Dujonia railenensis, 792 nucleotides long. The record is from the annotation of a GenBank genome assembly. NCBI's taxonomy places the organism in Eukaryota, Fungi, Ascomycota, Pichiomycetes, Serinales, Debaryomycetaceae.
AUGACUCUUAGUGAAGGUAUAAAGAUCUCUCAAGAACAUCUUGAUCACCUCAACUCUACCCUUAAGGACCUUACAGCAGAAGAAAUCUUGAAAUGGGCUUAUAUAACGUUUCCACACUUGUACCAAACUACUGCCUUUGGAUUGACUGGGCUAGUCACUAUUGAUAUGAUCUCAAAAUUGAAAAUAAAUAGCCAAGAAGAUGGUGGUGAAGAAAUUCUGCACCCUAUUGAUCUUAUUUUCCUUGACACAUUGUAUCAUUUCCCUCAAACCUAUGAAUUGGUGGAUGCUGUGAGGGCCAAGUAUAACCCAAAAUUGCACGUAUACAAGCCAGCUGACGCUAAGGACGAUAUUGAAUUCGCCAAGAGAUACGGUGAUCAGCUUUGGGAAACAAAUGAUUCAUACUAUGACUAUUUAGUGAAAGUAGAACCCUCCCAAAGGGCUUACAAAGAGUUGGGAGUCAAGGCGGUAUUGACUGGCCGUCGUAGAUCGCAAGGUGGUGCUCGUGGCUCGUUACCAGUGUUGGAAAUUGAAGAAACUAGCGGAACCAUUAAAAUCAACCCUUUGUGCAACUGGGACUUUAAGAUGGUGAAGAGCUACAUAGAUGCCAACAACGUGCCGUACAACAGUUUGUUGGACUUGGGGUACAAGUCUAUUGGUGACUGGCACUCUACUGUUCCUGUAGCCGAAGGUGAAGACGAAAGAAGUGGAAGAUGGAAGGGCCAAGCAAAGACUGAGUGUGGUAUUCACGAGACCAGUAAGUUUGCCCAAUAUCUCAAAUCUCAGAGCACCUAG